AUGUUUCGUAAUUUUCUUCGCGUCUGUGGCUGGAAUUUUACUAACGUCGCUUGUUCAAGAUUUGAGAGUAAGAUUAGCUGGUGCGUGUUUGGUUUCAUUUGGAAUAGGCAGCGCGGAAUCAAUUUUUAUUUCGCUAUCGUCCUUUUACGGAGGGAAUACAAUAACCAGCUAUGGUCUGAGUACAGCUAUUUCGUUUGUAGCGGGGCCUCUGUCAUACGUAGGUGGGUAUAGUUUUUGUUUUACUGUGUAUGAACCUUAAAGGGUUUGCCUUAGAUGACGUGCAUUUACAUAAUAAGAAGCAUGCACGAGGGAGGGACUAAGUGGUUAUGAAUUCCUCACCUCCCUCCCUAGAGAGUGUUUUGUCGCAUAAUGUUCCAAAAGCUUUAGAACUGAUUGAACGAUCAGAAUCUGCCUACUGAGUACAUGUUUGUUAGUUUUUAGGAGGUAGUGAAAGAAAAGGAUUCGGGGGCACCCAACGUCAAUUUUCGGAAAAUAUCUGUGCGGAACACGAUUUGAGAUCUAGAAUUUUCGGAACAUUUGUUGUAAAAUUUAUUGCUUGUCUGCCUCUCCCAGGAUUUUUGAGCAUCUAAAAAAUGGUAUAAUUGCCCAUUUUUAACGAAUUUUCACCCCAAAAAGGUCACCCAGACUUUUCGGGAGCCUUUUUUCUGGCUAAAAUUUUCGAGGAGGUACGUGUUGAUCCCUAUAAUUUUCGAAUCACUAGACUUUCAGCUAGGAAAUUCGAACAGAUGAAAAAUUUUUAGGGGGUAAAUAUAUGCCUAUAUCUACCGUUUAAAUACCAAAAAUACGUUUAACAAUGCUAUGUUUUGUGGUUUUGAACUAUAUUCUCGUUGGGUGGACAUGAGGAUUUGACACCUUAGUGAAGAAUAUCCAUUUUCAACAAAAUGGCCUUCGAGCGUUGAGCAUGCAGUGGUUUUCAAGACCAAAUUAUUGCAUGUCAAGGUUGAAAAUACACCGAUAAGGCUCACAAAUGGAAAGAGAAAGGAAUGCUCUUUUUCCUUUUUUUGGACAAAUGAAAGCUGCUCUUUGCGAAAUUAUCCUUCCAGGAAUUAACCUGUUUUCUUCAAGGCAGAACAAUUGGCCUAUUUUUCAAUGCCAUCAGGGCAAUGAAGUAUUUGAAGAAAUUUUAGAUACAUUUUGUACUCUAUGGUCAAGGAAAAUACAUUUAUAGAAGGAUUUUUUUGUAUUUAUUAAGGUUUUAUAGACGUUUUUUUUCUUUUUUUAUUAUAUUUAUUGAUAAUCACAUUAGAUAAUUACAUUACAAUACUACGAAAAAGCAUUUUAAUAAUAGACAUUAACAGAGUAAAGCAAAAUUAAAUUGUUAAAUUAAGAAAUUAGAAAAAAGUACAAAGGGGCAAUGAGAUAACACGGAGUUAAGACAGUUAACUUAAAUAAGGCGUCAGUAACCACUUUCUUUUAAAGUUUAUUGCUUUUAUUAUAAGUAUAUAAAUGGAGGGCUACUCUUUUAGCACUGGCUAGAGCUAUAUAUUACUGAGAGGACUAGCUGGUCUAGCCAGCCAGUUCUGACAAAUUGUAAACGCCCAAUAAACGCACUGCUAGGUUCUUUUUUUUUGCCUUCCUCGUUACUGUCGCCAAGUCGUUGCUUAUAAUAUAAGCUCCCUUUUAAUGAAAGACUGAGAGGCUUGUACUGGGAGUAGGGAGUUCCAAACCUGUUUUGUGUCGCUAAGUCCAUCGCAUUGUGAAUUAAGGAUAGAACACUAGAGUCUAUCAACAAACAUGAUGAACAAGUCAACUUUAUUUUGGCAUGGUAGCCCCGGCUAUCAGCCACUGCAUGGCUGGUAUCAAAAGGGGCCCUCCAACAAAAUUAAUAGUUCACAUUUUAUUUCAAUUCACUUUAUUUUAUAAAUAUUUUCAUAUUUUUUAUGUCCUGGGCCGAGAGAAUGAGGAAAAUUACCAGAGAAAAUGCCCAGUUAAUAAAACAAAAGAAAAAUCUGCCCGAUUAGAAUUUAACCCCGGUUUACCGUUAAUCGGCCUGCGAACAACUGGGCCCUGUAUACGUUCAGAAAAAGAAUAAUUUGUUUGGAAUAAACUUUUAUUUCGCUUUAUUCAAAGGUAUGACCAUGUUGGCUUGUUGGUCUCCAAAUCCGUCGCUUCUUCGUCUCUCAGUAUUAUGGAUCUUACUGCCUAUUUCAUACCUUUUAAUAAAGGAUUGGAGCAACUGCAGCCACAAUCCCCCAUCAAGAAUGAAGAACCCGGCGGAUCAAAAUUAUCCCGCAAAGACAUGUUAUUUCUGACAUGGAAGAUACAGAAACUGUUUAUUCCUCUGUUCGUGGGCAUGUUCUGUAAGAAUUUGCUACUUUCUGGUGUUGUAACAACCAUAGCUUUUACUAACAUUCCGAUUACCCCAAGAAAUCAAUAUUUGCUAUACAACUUGGCAUAUGGGACAGGGGAGCUUCUUAGCAGGCUAUAUUUAGGAUACCUGUCUCUUUGUGCUAUCGAAGACAAGUUUGUUUUUAAGAAAACAUGGAUUCCUGCAUUACUUCAAGUUUUUGUAACGAUGUUUAUGGUGUUUGACUCCUGGUUUCGGCUGAUACCUGAACUUUAUCUUGCUCUUGCUCUGGUCAUGCUCAACAACUUCCCGCUAGGGAUCCUGUACGUAAACAGCUUUCUGAAUGUAGGGGAGGGGCUCCGCGCGGAAGAAAAAAGGUUUUGUCGGGCAUUUUAA
Molecule: messenger RNA, 2704 nt
Organism: Porites evermanni
Lineage: Eukaryota; Metazoa; Cnidaria; Anthozoa; Scleractinia; Poritidae
Source: the annotation of a GenBank genome assembly